UAAAGAGGCAGAAUCCUGGGAGCCUGGCUGCAUAAAGAAAUGGUGAUAAUUAGGCACGGCAAGUAGGAUCAAAGGGAGCUGCCAUCAAUGAGCUAUGCAAAUGUCUGCUCAUCCUGUCAUCCACAAACAGUGAUCUGAGACUCCGGCGUCUGCGUGGAGUCACAUGGCAGACGAACUGACAGGAGAGGCUGUGUACAGCUGGAGCCCACGUUCAUCAAGUCCCAUUGAAAUCAAGACUCUCAUGCGGUGUUGAUCCUGCCCUGCUGUGUUUUAUUUUUCCACAUCCCUCGGCCGGAUGUGUUGCGCCUCGACGCGCCUUGACGCGCCUCUGCGCGCCGUGCUGCGUUCAGGCGCUCCGCACAUCAGUUGAACUGAAGUAAACCGUGAAGGCAGACAGACAGCCAGAGCCUCCCGUCUCCAUCAGGACUGCUCUUCCUCUUCCUCACCUCUCCUCCGUCUUCUCAGCUGACGUUUGACCGUUUCGAUGAGCGCUCCGGUUUAUCCGCCGGCCUUUGGAUGAAGUCGGACUUUCUUUCUUUCCAAACAAACACAAUGUGAAGAUGUGAAGUGAGGAGCUCUUUUAAUUCUGUCGGAUUUCGGAGUAUACCUUCUGUGAUCAAAAAGGGACUUAAGAAUGGGGAAACUUCAGUCAAAACAUGCGUGCAAACGCAGGGAAAACCCAGAAGGAGACAGUUUUGUUGUGAACGCCUUCCUCCGGAGAGGGAUGGAGGAAUGUGAGCGGUACAGCGCGGCGGACCACAAGCUGAAGAACAUGCAGGAGUUUCCAAAUGGUGAGCUGAAGGAGGGACAAUUCCCAGACCAACACUGUCCCCUAGAGGUGGUUCUACCUCCAGAGAAAGCGGAGGGCUGUGAAAGCUACCUGCAGUACCUGCACUCGGAGGACGGGGAGAGGGUGACGCUUCGGGAUGCCACCAAAGCUUUGGGGAAGAAGCGCAUCAGUCUGGACGAUCUGGAGUGUGACGUUUCCGUGGAGGACGACAACCGUCAGGAGUGGAUCUUCACUCUUUACGACUUUGACAACAGCGGAAAAGUCACUAAAGAGGACAUGUCGAGUUUGAUGCACACCAUCUACGAUGUGGUGGAUGCCUCUGUGAAUCAGUCCUGCCACAACAAGAGCAAGACUCUGCGCGUCAAGCUGACUGUCACUCCAGAGCCGCGGUGCCACCGGAGAGAAACGGGGGCAGAGCGCAGUCACCAGGAAGAAGGCCGAUCCGCCGACAAGCGGCUGUCCUCCUACAUCAGCAGUAAAGCUCAAAACAACGAACCCCCAGCAACAGAAAGUCAGCAUUACUGUGUGGAUGAGAACACAGAGAGAAGGAAUCACUACCUGGACCUGGCUGGGAUAGAAAACUACACCUCUAGAUUUGAAGGAACCACCCCCGUCAACCCCCCUCAGGAGCCUCAGUGCCGCGGCUCUCAAAGCCAGAGCCGCUCGCGCUCGCAGGAGCCAGACGCCCCGGUCGUUCACCAGCGCCGCUCACAGGUCAUCGGUGACAGCUACAACCCCACAGAGCCUCGAAGCCGGGGUACACAGUUUCUGAAAUCCCCGAAAGGAAACUACAGGGGGAGCGGAGGUAACAACGGGGGCAGCGGAGGCGGAAAAUCCAGCAAAUGUCACGGCUACCACGCUCCUCUGCAAACGGUGCUGCACGGCGGCAGCGCCGCCGGCCACGGAGGUCAGGAUGUGUACCACUUGCCCCACCAAACCCAGCCCUCCGGCCACCAUCAGCAUCCGCUGCAGUAUAGUCACAGUAAACGCUUGAGGGCCAAAACCCGGGAGGCCAUGUCGCCCUCCAAAGUCCCUCAGGCCCACCCACAGCAGCAGCAGCAGCAGCAGGCCGCCAUGCCCUCAGUACUGCCGGGUCUGGAGAGAGAGCAGGCGUCCGGCCCUCCCGGCAGCCCGGGGUUCGUGGUUCCCAUGGUCCAGCGCCACGAGCACCACCACCACCACGAACACCACCACCACCACCACUACCACCACUACCACCAGACAUGACCGCUCCCAGCGUGCAGUGACUGUGACCGUACAGGACCAACCACACCAGUCUCAACGAACCAACGCCAUCCCACGGCGGCGUCUCACGCUCCGCCCGGGAUCUUCUUACUCUCCACCUACAAGCUAUACAGAUAUAUCCUGAGAUUACAUGUACUGAAGAAACGAACAGUGUGACGGCGAACGAUACUGGACCAGAAUGAUGUUGUUGUUUAAGAGGUUUCUGCUAGAAUGGCUGCACGCCUUACAUGCAUUCAUUAAGGGUACCAAUAGAAAGGAGGGUCAGGUGACUCUUGCUUUAACACACUUUCCAUUUGGAAGCUGUUGAUUGAAAUCCCUGGAAGCUACAUGCCAGAGAAGUCGUGUUGUUCUGUGUGAGACAUUUCCAAAACAUGGAUCUCAGGUGUAAAGGUGCUGCUGCUCUCAAACUUCUCACAGAGGCUUCGUCUCUCCCGGAGGCCUGCUGUGGACUGAGGGGUCUCCUUUUUUUGUUUGUUUGUUUGUUUGUUUAUUUUUUUGAGGGGGGUAUGAAAUCACCACUGCCAGUUUUAAUGCAAAAAUAUCUUGCUAUAUGUAUAAAAAAAAUCUAUAUAUGUAAACACAUUUUACUGUAUAAUUAAUAUACUCUAUAUGCAUAUUUCAUCAUGGAUAAUAUUAUGCAUAUAUGUAUUUUGUCUUUUAUA
Salarias fasciatus (jewelled blenny) is the source of this 2697-nucleotide messenger RNA. It is a transcript of the gene nkd2b, whose product is annotated as NKD inhibitor of WNT signaling pathway 2b. The record is from RefSeq and is a predicted model, not a curated record. Lineage: Eukaryota; Metazoa; Chordata; Actinopteri; Blenniiformes; Blenniidae. Gene Ontology annotation, molecular function: calcium ion binding. Gene Ontology annotation, cellular component: cytoplasm. The coding region runs from base 635 to 2017 and encodes 460 amino acids. Gene Ontology annotation, biological process: negative regulation of Wnt signaling pathway. The transcript has 11 exons.